Molecule: messenger RNA, 2676 nt
Organism: Knipowitschia caucasica
Lineage: Eukaryota; Metazoa; Chordata; Actinopteri; Gobiiformes; Gobiidae
Source: the annotation of a GenBank genome assembly
AUGGCCGUCACAGUGCGAGGACUGCUACUGCCUUUGCUGCUCAGCUUCGGUGUGCCAUGUAUAUGUGUCUACAGCAGCAGCGGAGAAUGCUUCUUCAACACAAAAGGGACGUGUGAAUACAUGGACCAAACCUUUACCAUGGGAGAGAGCUGGAUGACGAGUGACUGUCUCCAAUGUGUCUGUAUGGAGCCUUUUGGUGUGGGCUGCUGUGAUCAGGGAUCGAAGCCUGUGGACUAUCCAGACUGGUGCGAGAUCAUUCGAAAACCUGACUCCUGCACGAGUGUCGCUGUGAUGAAGACCAACCACAAGCUACCUUACGGUAUAGAAAACAUGUGGAUUCUUUCUCCGUUGCCGCCAGGAGGAGAAACCCUCUACCUUCAGACUAGUAAAAACUAUGUGGUCGGGAGAAAAACCUGCGACGUUAUUUUAUCUGAGGACCAGUCCAUCAGCCGAGCUCAUGCACUGCUCAGCACCACGGAGCAGACUCUAACUGUGAAGGAUACGUCCAAGUACGGAACCUCUGUCAACGGAAAGCGUUUGGUUGAGAAUACACCAGUCAAUGUGACAUCUGGGAGCAACAUCACAUUCGGGGUCUUCAACAGCAAGUUCAGAGUGGAGCAUAUGCAGCCUGUGGUUUGUUCUUCUUGUCUGGACACCGAUGGAAAGGCAUCUCUCUCUGAAGCACUGCAGUUUGUGGGCGGGAAACUGGUGGGAACGUGGAAGCAGGAGUGCACACACCUCAUCAUGUCCACGGUCAAAGUCACCAUCAAGACUAUUUGUGCUCUUCUGAGCGGCUGCCCAAUUGUGAAGCCAGAGUUCUUCUCAGCUCUGCGUGCAGCCGUCCAAAACAAAUCCCCUCCUCCUGAAGCCGACAGGUUCAUACCAGAGAUCAAUGAGCCCAGCCUGAACAAGGACAAAAUAAAAAUUGGAGUCAUUUCUGAACGCAGGGAGCUCUUUGCCGGAAAGACCUUUGUUUUUCUAAAUGCUAAACAGCUGACACGCCUCAGCGCCGCAGUCUCCUGUGGAGGCGGCCACUGUUUACUGCUGGACGAGGGUUCUCUGCCGCGCGACGUCCUGGAGUCGCCCCAGAGCUGUGUGGUCGACGUCACGUCCACAGCCUCUCAGCCACUGCUGCCCCAGACCACUGAGCACUGGCUCAACGCUGUCAAGAGCAUCGUUGACAAGAAGGGUCUGCGAGUCAUAACGGAGUCUGAAAUUGGGAUAGCAGCCAUAUAUGCCUCAUGUGACUCAUACUGCAAUGCCUCUCGUUCGACAGAUAGGGAUUCUGUUCCCCAUGUGAAGUCCCGCAUCCCGAGUGCGUCGCUGUCCCAGAGUGUAGCCGUGGAUGAAACCAUGUUGGCGGCUCCUUCGCCGAACAUCACUGCCUACGCAGCCAAUACAGAGCCUUCACAAGGGUGUGAUCGGCGAGAGGUUUCUGGGAUUUCUGCCGUGAGGGAGACGCCAGAAAAAAACUUCAAAUCUAAAACUCCUGAAACAAAGCAGAAAAGGGACUCGCAGUAUUUUGUAGCUGAAUCUCGGAGCUUCUCGCUCAGCACCGAGGAGCAGACGGAGUCAAAACAAACAAUAGAGGAAUCCAAAUUGACAGAAGACGGGCCGGUUGGCCGUCCACCUCAGCCAGUCUUCAAACAGCCUGAACGUGCAAAGGCUUUAUCACAAAAACUGUUCUCUCAGAAAACCAGGACUUUUGAACAAGGAUCACCUCAAAAACGAUCCCCACAAAAGCAGUCUGCGCUUACAAGCUUCUUUCAGCCGGUCAACAAGAAAAGGCAAUUAGAGGAGGACAUUAGCACUGAGACGUCCCAGCAGAAGCGACCUGUCCGGGAGGCCUCCAGCACACGAGAGAACAAAGCACAGGGUCAAAAGAGGAAAGAGAUGGAGGAUCUGGAAGAGCUGGAGUCCAUAAUGUCUGAAGAUAUGGACUGUUUUGACGAACCGCCCCCAAGAAGCCAAAGCCGGGUGAAAGAGGGCACUUCAAAACCACAGAGAGAAGAUCGUAAAGUGGAGGUUUCCAGUAAGAAGCAGAGAUUUGAGGAGAAAAAGGAUGAGGGAAGGCAGAAGAAUCAGGCAGAUCUGGAAAAACCAUCGACCUCGAGCAGAAAUGUGCAAACAGUCAGAAUUAAAGAGCAAAAUGUGUCUGUGAACAUUGAUGCAUAUUCAAACCAGACAUCUGUCAUGAGACCGGCCAGCGAUCCUCCAGCUGUUAAGAAGCAAAACAAGCUACCUUUCAACAACGGUGGAAGUGAUUUUAUUGACGAUAAUGAACUUCUCAAAGCAGAAGCCACUGAGGUUCCUGUGAAACCAGUGACUGUCAAAAAGGAGCUCAAAGAACCAAAGCUGGACGACAGUUUGCCCAAGAACUUGUUGGUGGUGGAGUUUAGAGAUCUGAAAGUGGCAGAGCCUCCAAUAACAGUGGCGAAACCCAAACAGACCAAUGGAUAUUCAAAGAACUUUAAAUGUUUCCGUAAGGUGCAGAUGCGCUGUGUGGCCCCUGUGAUCAGUGGGACAGAUCUGCUGGUUCAUAACAGAGGCAUAAACUCUGAUCUGGACGAGUGGCUCAAAGACGCUGCAGAAGAGGAAAUUCAGAGCCGACGCGACGAGACCAUGGGAGACGACCUUUUCAGAUAUAACCCCAGCAAACUUACCAGAAGAAGAUGA